AUGGCCCCCUCUCUCGACGCCAAUGCCAGUACCACGUACGGUGACUGGCGCGAUGAGUUUUACAGCAAGGGCUACGUCGUCUUGAAGAAUGUGAUUCCCCGCGCCAAAGCCCUCCAGUACCGCCAGAAAGCCCUCGACUGGCUCUCCUCCUUCCCUACGAAGUUUGAUGUCAACGAUCGAUCCACCUGGACGUCUGAGAACCUUCCCCAGAGCUUCAAGGCCGGUAUGUAUCUCAACUACUGUGCCGGACAUGAGAAGUACGUCUGGGAUGCACGACUUGAGCCCGGCGUUAUCGAUGCAUUUGCCAAAAUCUGGGACACGGACGAGCUUCUUGUCUCCUUCGAUACCGUCAACAUUACGCUUCCAGGCCGCAAGGAUGUUGACUGGUCUCCUUGGCCGCAUGUCGACCAGGCACCCGAGCGCAAGGGCCUAGCCUGCGUUCAAGGUAUCAUCAACCUCUCUGAAGCAGGUCCUGAAGAUGGAGGCCUGCUCCUCAUGGAGGGUUCCUCGCGCCUCUUUGAUAAAUUCUUCGCCCUAAACCCUCCAGACCGAACCCAAGGAAUCGGCGCCAAGCAUUACGACUUUUACCCCUUCAAAGAGCACCACGUCAAAUGGCACGAGGAGCAGGGCUGCAAGCUUAUCAAGGUGUGUGCGGAGCCUGGGGACCUGAUCCUUUGGGACUCGCGCUCCAUGCAUUAUGCAGAGUUCCCCAAGAGCGACACUAUCCGCACCAUAAUCUACGCCUGCUACACUCCCGCGUCUCUUGCCAAGGAGAAGGAUCUGAAGAGAAAGGCAGAGUUGUUCCACCGCUGGGAGACAACCACUCACUGGCCUCACUGCAACAUCUGGGGGCAUGGCAAGGCCAAGGUCAAUGGAGAGGUCGACCCCCUAGAGCGCGACGAACCGCUGGAGAAGCCCGAUUUGACCGACCAGUUGUUAAAGCUCGCAGGCGUGAAGGCUUAUUAA
Molecule: messenger RNA, 966 nt
Organism: Aspergillus nomiae NRRL 13137
Lineage: Eukaryota; Fungi; Ascomycota; Eurotiomycetes; Eurotiales; Aspergillaceae
Exons: 2
Coding region: 1-966 (321 amino acids)
Source: RefSeq, a predicted model, not a curated record